Molecule: messenger RNA, 1860 nt
Organism: Paramisgurnus dabryanus
Lineage: Eukaryota; Metazoa; Chordata; Actinopteri; Cypriniformes; Cobitidae
Gene: myoz1a
Product: myozenin 1a
Cellular component (GO): Z disc; actin cytoskeleton
Molecular function (GO): FATZ binding; telethonin binding; actin binding
Source: RefSeq, a predicted model, not a curated record
AAGAUUUGUCAUCCAAGUCUUGACUCGAUUUUGCACUCCCUGGGUUCUUGGUCCAGCCACAGGUCAAAGGUACCCUGGAACUGGUAAACUUUUGAUGUAGAUUACCCACAAGCCUUUGCCUUUUUUACUGUACUUUUGAGACCACUUCCCUUAAGGAGUCUAGAGACCGUCUGGAAUCAUGCCUCUCUCAGGAACACCAGCUCCACCCAACAAGAGGAAAAAGGUCACCAAGAUGAUCACUGACCUGUCACACAUAAACCAGAACGAGUAUGAUUUAGAGCCUCACGUGUCAGAGUUUGACCUGGGAAGAAAGAUCGGGACACCCAAAGAUAUCAUGCUGGAGGAACUGUCACUUUUGAACAACAAAGGAUCAAAGAUGUUCAAGAUGAGGAAGCAGCGUGUGGAGAGGUUUAUCUAUGAAAAUAACCCUGACGUCUUCACUGGUGACACCAUGGAAAACUUCCAGAGGUUUGUGCCCGGCCUGGGGGGGCAAAUGAUAAAUAUUGGUGGCCGCCUGGUUUGUGGACAGAUGGUCGGCCAUGCUGGUGGGACUGGCCAAGCACCAGUGCCUCCUCCUAAACCAGGGAGCCAUGGAGCAAGGGGUGGGCUGCUAGCAGGUGGGCUUGCUGGUGGUGCAGGUGGUGCUGGUGGUGCAGGGGGUGCUGGAGGGGUGGCAGGAGCAGGAGGGAUGGAUGGUGUUUCAGGAGAUGCCUCACUGAGCAAUGAUCAUUCUAAAGCUGCUUCAGAAAAGGCUAAGAAAAAAGCUGAGUAUUCGAAGACAUACAUUUCACCAUGGGAAAAGGCUAUGAAAGGAAACCAAGAUCUUCUAGCCACAAUGAAGCCUUAUAUGCCAGCACCAUGUACUUAUUCGGAGCUGUGCAAAUAUAAGUGCUUCAACAGGAGUGCAAUGCCCUAUGGAGGCUUUGAUAAAGCUGCUCAGCUGAUGACCUUCCAGAUGCCAGACAUUGAUGUGGCGACCGAGGAGCCUCAACCGGUAGUGGUGUACCAGCAUGAUAUAAAUGCACGUCCCUCCUUCAACCGCACACCCAUUCCCUGGGCAGGUAGCGGUGAACCAGGCAGCAUUCACUUGGAGUUGGAUGCAAUACCAUUUGAGACGGAGACUGAUGACCUGUGAACGUGUCAUCCUUUAAUCAACCCUAAAAAAGGAUUUAUGCCUGUCCUUUUACUCUCAUAACCAGACACGUACAAAAAACACAUACAAAUAGUUAAAAUUUAACAGCCUGAGCAUCAAUGCUUGUAUCUUGUAUUUAAAAUGUUUUUCCAAAGCAAAAUUGAAACCAUGUGUGUAUAACCAUCAGGUUACAAAACUUCUAAUGUCAAUGGCAAACAUGUACACAUUUAACUUAAUAGAAAUCUGCAGCAGAAUUUGCAUUAGAAAGCUUUUGCAAAGAAAUAUGUUUGUGUCGGGGAGUAAGUUGAGCUCCGUUGGAGACUUAAGUUUUGAUUUGCUUGAAUUUUGAUUGACUUUUUGAUUUGCUUUUUAUUUUCUCAGCAUGUAGCACUUUUGAGGUGAACAAAUGAGCAUAAUGUGCCUGCUUGGCACACGCUGCCUUAUUUUGUCACUUUUAAGUCUAAUAGGUUUGACUGCAAUCUGCAUCCAUGUAAAUGAAAUUAUCAGACUUUACUAUUCAAUACAGAAUUAUAUAAGUAUUGAGUAAUAACAUGGAUAUUACUUCAUACUGUCUGGAUUUAGGUUGUGGAACACCUUACACACUGUCAUUGUUGUAUUAAAAUUAAUUACAUUUACAUGUUAUUUAUGCAUAACUGUAAAAUAAGACACUGCAAAAAUUAAUGCAAAUACACAAUUAGCCAAUAAAUAAAUAAAAACAUUGAAACUCA